AUGGCAGAGCUCAGGUCCAGUUUCCUCCACAUUGGAGACAUCGUGUCUCUUUACGCGGAAGGCUCGGUCAACGGCUUCAUCAGCACUUUGGGGCUUGUUGAUGACAGGUGUGUAGUCCAGCCUGAAGCUGGAGACCUUGCUAACCCGCCCAAAAAAUUCAGGGACUGCCUCUUCAAGGUGUGUCCCAUGAACAGGUACUCGGCCCAGAAGCAGUUCUGGAAGGCAAAACAAGGAAAACAAGGGAACAACAAUGCACAGGGAGACCUGUUCAAGAAGUUACAGCAUGCAGCAGAGCUGGAGCAGAAGCAGAAUGAGUCAGAAAACAAGAAGCUUCUGGGAGAAGUUGUCAAAUACAGUAAUGUCAUCCAGCUGCUUCACAUAAAGAGUAACAAGUACCUGACGGUGAACAAGCGUCUCCCUGCCUUGCUGGAGAAGAAUGCGAUGCGGGUUUCUCUCGACCCCGCUGGGAAUGAGGGAUCCUGGUUCUACAUUCAGCCCUUCUGGAAGCUGCGUAGCGAAGGCGAUAACGUGGUGGUUGGAGACAAGGUGGUACUGAUGCCGGUGAACGCAGGGCAGCCUCUUCACGCCAGCAAUAUAGAACUACUGGACAACCGUGGCUGCAAGGAGGUGAACGCCGUCAGCUGUAACACCAGCUGGAAGGUCACCUUAUUCAUGAAGUUCAGUGACUACAGAGAGGAUGUACUGAAGGGGGGUGAUGUGGUUCGGCUGUUCCACGCUGAGCAGGAGAAGUUUCUAACCUGUGACGAGUACAAGAAGCAGCAGCACGUCUUUCUCAGGACCACGCUGAGGCAGUCCGCCACCUCGGCCACCAGCUCCAACGCCCUGUGGGAAAUAGAGGUUGUGCAUUAUGACCCGUGCAGAGGAGGCGCUGGCCAGUGGAACAGCCUCUUCCGCUUCAAACACCUUGCUACAGGGAACUACUUGGCUGCUGAGGUGAACCCUCUUUUCAAAAAUGACAGUGUGGAAACUAAAACGAAGGGAGAGAGUGAGACAGAUGCCGUGUUCCCUAAGAGGAAGCGUCAAGUUGCAGAGAGGAUUGCCUUGACACUGGUGUCUGUCCCCCAUGGUAAUGACAUCGCUUCCCUGUUUGAACUGGAUGCCACCACUCUGCAGAGGGCUGACUGCCUCGUCCCCAGAAACUCCUAUGUGAGGCUCAGACAUCUGUGCACCAACACCUGGGUGACCAGCACCAACAUCCCCAUCGAUGCAGAGGAAGAACGACCUGUCAUGCUCAAGAUUGGCACCUGUUCCACAAAAGAGGACAAAGAGGCGUUUGCCAUUGUAUGUGUGCCCCUGUCUGAGGUCAGGGACUUGGACUUUGCCAAUGAUGCCAACAAGGUCCUAGAGGCCACUGUGAGGAAACUUCAAUAUGGAAACAUCACUCAGAAUGAGAGGAGGUUUGUGACUAAGCUCCUGGAGGACCUGGUCUUCUUUGUUUGUGAGGUACCAAAUAAUGGCCAGGAAGUUCUGUCUGUGGUUAUCUUGAGACCCAACCGAGAAAGGCAGAAACUUAUGCGAGAACAGAACAUCCUUGACCAGAUCUUUGGGAUCCUGAAGGCCCCGUUCACAGACCAGGGGGAUGGUCCUAUGCUGAAGCUGGAGGACCUGGGUGACCAGCGCUAUGCUCACUUCAAGUACAUGCUGAAACUCUGUUACAGGGUGCUUCGCCACUCUCAACAGGACUACCGUAAAAACCAGGAAUACAUAGCCAAAAAGUUCUCCAUCAUGCAGUCUCAGAUUGGCUAUGAGAUCCUGGCUGAGGACACCAUCACAGCCCUGCUGCACAACAACCGCAAGCUGCUGGAGAAACACAUCACAGCCAGAGAGAUCGAGACCUUUGUCAACCUGCUGCGGCGUAACAGAGAGCCCAGAUUCCUGGACUACCUUUCUGAUCUGUGUGUGUCCAACAAGACUGCCAUCCCAGUCACCCAGGAGCUCAUCUGUAAAUACAUGCUCAACGUGACCAAUGCAGACAUUCUCAUCCAGACCAAGCUCAUCCCUAACACAGAGACCACCCUGGAGUCGUCUCUGCUCCAGGAGGAGGUGGAAGAGGAGGAGGUUUGGCUCUACUGGAUUGACAGCCACAAGGAGCCUCAUGGCAAAUCCAUUCGCCACCUGGCCCAAGAUGCCAAGGGAAACCACAAGAUGGAUGUAGACAUCAUCACUUACUAUAGAUACCAGUUAAACCUGUUUGCUAAGAUGUGCCUGGACCGUCAGUAUCUGGCCAUCAACCAGAUCUCCAGCCAGCUGCCCGUGGACCUGAUCUUACGCUGUAUGUUUGAUGACUGCCUACCGUACAACCUUAGAGCCUCCUUCUGCCGCCUCAUGCUUCACAUGCACGUGGACCGCGACCCCCAGGAGGCAGUGGUGCCUGUGCGCUACGCUCGCCUCUGGACCGAGAUCCCCUCCAAGAUCACCAUCCACGAAUACGAAUAUGAAUCCACCGACACCUCAAGAGAAGAGAUGAAGAGGACGUUUGCCCACACCAUGGAAUUUGUUGAAGAAUAUCUCAAAGAUGUUGUCAGCCAGUCUUUUCCAUUUGGGGACAAAGAAAAGAAUGAACUAACUUUAGAGGUGGUAAAUCUGGCUCGGAACCUGGUCUACUUUGGUUUCUACAGCUUCAGUGAGCUGCUGCGUCUCACACGCACUCUGCUGGCCAUCCUAGAUAUUGUCCAACACCCCCUCACUUACUUGAACAAGCUCAGCAAGAGCCCAGAGGCUGGUAACAAUGUCCUGCGUACAAUCCAUGGUGUUGGGGAGAUGAUGACUCAGAUGGUGAUGAGCAGAGGUCUCCCACACAACCUCCCAGACACCCCUCCAUCCUUACGCUAUGGGAAAGGCCACUUCCUGUCUGACAGUGAGGAUGUCAUGGUGAUGGACACCAAGCUGAAGAUCAUAGAGAUCCUACAAUUUAUCCUAAGUGUCAGGCUGGAUUACAGGAUCACCUACUUGCUGUCCAUCUACAAGAAAGAGUUUGGAGACAAGAACCUACCUGAUGGCUCCACCUCUGUCUCUGAUUUCCCUUCAAUGUCCAGUAAGACCUCUGAGCCGGACAUAGAUGAGAUUGCAGCCAAAGCAGAGUCCAUGUUCUCAGGAAGCUCAGGGCGGAGUGCGGUGGAGCUAGAUGAUGAAGGCGGCAAGACUUUUUUGAGAGUUUUGAUUCACCUCAUCAUGCAGGACUACCCACCGCUGGUGUCCGGCUCACUCCAGCUCAUCUUCAAACACUUUAGUCAGAGAGCUGAGGUCCUUCAGGCAUUCAAACAGGUCCAGCUACUAGUGUCAGAGCAGGAUGUGGAAAAUUACAAGCAGAUUAAGGCUGACCUGGACCAGCUGCGUCUGACUGUAGAGAAGUCGGAGCUCUGGGUGGAGAAGAGCGGAUACAUCAGUGAAGAUCUCGGGGACAGACAGGCCAAGGAACGCAACAGUGAGGAGGUGGUCCUGAGCCCAGUGCAGGAUGGGGAUAUCAAACCUCAGAUUGAUAGCAAUAAAGCAAACAACUAUAACAUUGUCAAAGAGAUCCUACUUCGGCUCAGCAAGCUUUGUCACCCCAUUAAAAAGAGCCGCAUACAGCAGCAGAGGCUGCUGAAAAACAUGGGUGCUCACACUGUGGUCCUGGACUUGCUUCAGAUCCCCUAUGAGAAGAGUGAUGAGAAGAUGAAUGAGAUCAUGACGCUGGCUCAUACGUUUCUGCAGAACUUCUGCAGAGGGAAUGCUCAGAACCAAGUUCUUCUACAUAAACACCUGAACCUGUUCCUCACCCCAGGGCUGCUGGAAGCCGAGACAAUGCGUCACAUCUUCAUGAACAACUAUCAUCUGUGUAAUGAGAUCAGUGACCGUGUGGUCCACCAUUUUGUCCACUGCAUCGAGACACAUGGAAGACAUGUUCAGUACCUUAAAUUUCUGCAAACCAUUGUGAAAGCUGAUGGGAAAUAUGUGAAGAAGUGUCAGGACAAAGUGAUGACAGAGCUGGUGAAUGGAGGAGAGGACGUGCUGAUAUUCUACAAUGACCGCUCCUCGUUCCCGCUGUUGGUACAAAUGAUGGGUUCUGAGCACGAACGGACAGAUGAAGGUGGAUCACUGGCCUAUCACAACACUCUGGUGGAGCUGUUGGCCGCCUGCACCGAGGGCAAAAAUGUCUACACUGAGCUGAAAUGUAACUCUCUGCUACCACUGGAUGACAUUGUCAAAGUUGUCACCGAUAUUCACUGUAUACCAGAGGUGAAGAUGGCCUAUGUGAACUUUGUGAACCAUUGCUAUGUGGACACAGAGGUGGAAAUGAAGGAGAUCUAUACGUCUAAUCACAUCUGGAAACUCUUUGACAACUUCCUUGUUGACAUGUCCACUGUGUGCAACAGCACCACAGACCGUAAUCAUGCCGACCUGGCGCUGGAAAAGUAUGUCACAGAGACAGUAAUGGCCAUUGUCAAAGGCUUCUUCAGCUCUCAGUUCUCUGUCAACAACUCCAACCUGCAGACAAAUCAGCCCAUCUUCAUCCAGCUGCUCCAGUCUGCCUUCAGGGUCUACAACUGCACCUGGCUCAACUCAGCUCAGAAGGCAAACAUCGAGAGCUGCAUCAAAACACUGGCAGAUGUCGCUAAGGCUCGGGCCAUAGCAAUCCCUGUGGACUUGGACAGUCAGGUCAACACUCUGUCCCUAAAGGUCCAUAGCAACAUGGUGCAGCGGGCAGCCAAGGACUGGAGGAACACUGCCCGCAUACGGCCACGCAAGGAGCCCCUCGGUGGCCCCGACUACAAAAACAUCAUUGAAAAGUUGCAGGGGGUUGUGGCGUGUCUGGAGGAGCAGUUCAGUCCUAUGGUGCAGGCGGAGUUCUCUGUGCUGGUGGAUGUUCUGCACAGUCCCGAGCUGCUGUUCCCUGAGGGCGCUCGGCUGCGCUGCGAGAGCGGCGCUUUCAUGUCCAAGCUGAUCAAACACACUCAGAAGCUGAUGGACAAAGAAGAGAAGCUGUGUAUCAAGAUCCUGCAGACACUCCGAGAGAUGCUGGACAAGAAGGAAAGCUUUGAGGAGACGGUGAGUACUCCGCUGGCAGGGAGUGUGUUAAGGAAGAUCCUCCUCACGCGCUACUUUGGAAAUCAAAGGCUUCUGUCCAAGUCAGAAUUCGGGAGUGGGAAUUGCUCAUCGGGAGGCUUUGUCAAGCCGUCAUCUGGAGGAGGUUCCCCGAUGGUGGACUCUGACAAACCAGGGAGCAGUAUGGUAGAGAUCCAGUGUCUGCUGGACAACGUGGGCGCGUCAGAGAUGGUGAUUGACCUUAUUGUGAACACCAAGAAUGACCGGGUGUUUGAGGAGAGCAUUCUUCUGGGCAUCUCCCUUCUCCAGGGAGGAAACACGCAGAUACAGAACUCCUUCUACAACCAACUGUACAAGCAGAAGAAGUCAGAGAGGUUUUGUAAGGUGUUUUAUGACCGCAUGCGUGUGGCCCAGCAGGAGAUUCGCUCCACCGUGUCCGUCAACAUGUUUGAGCUCAGCAGCAGGAAGCGGGAUGAAGACGCGGACGUUACUGGUGUCAGGUUUAAGAAAGGGAAAGACACAAGGCUCCAUAUGAGGGAGGAGAUGCGAGGCCAGCUGAAAGAGGCGUCCUCAGCCACCUCCAAAGCCUUUUGUGCCUUCAGAAAGGAGCUGGACCCUGAUCUCGAGAGCCUGGGCCACAACAGCGAGAUGCCCGGGGCUGAGGAGGCAAUAGAGGAAACUCAGAUGAGCCCGGCCAUCACCAUCAUGAAGCCCAUUCUGCGCUUCCUACAGUUGCUCUGUGAGAAUCACAACUCAGAUCUACAGAACUUCCUGCGCAACCAGAACAACAAGACAAACUACAAUCUAGUCUGUGAGACCCUGCAGUUCUUGGACUGCAUCUGUGGAAGCACCACUGGAGGACUGGGGCUGCUCGGCCUCUACAUUAAUGAGAGUAAUGUGGACCUGGUUCGCCAGACCCUGGAGACCAUCACUGAGUACUGCCAAGGACCCUGUCAUGAAAACCAGUCCUGUAUAGCCAAGCACGAGUCAAAUGGAACCGACAUCAUCAUAGCACUGAUCGUAAACUCCAUCAACCCCCUGGGAAAGCAUCGGCUCGACCUGGUGCUCGAGCUCAAGAAUAAUGCCUCCAAGCUCCUUUUGGCCAUCAUGGAGAGUAGGCAUGACAGCGAGAAUGCAGAGAAAAUCCUCUACAAGAUGAGACCCAAUGAACUGGUGGACGUGAUGAAGGAAGCCUAUGCUCAGGGACUGGAGAGUGAGUCAGACGAGGAUUGUGCUGGAGACCAGAUCAAGCCCAGAGAUGUUGGACAUAACAUCUACAUCUUGGCUCACCAGCUGGCCAGACACAACAAGAUCCUGCAGCAGAGUCUGAGGCCAGGGUCGGGAUUGGGACUCGGGGCAGGACUCGACCCUGACCACGAGGGAGACGAUGCACUUCAUUACUAUGCCAAGCACACCGCUCAGAUAGAGAUCGUACGCCAUGACCGCACCAUGGAGCAGAUCGUGUUCCCGGUCCCCAACAUCUGCGAGUACCUGACUGAGGAGUCCAAGAUGCGCGUGUUCACCAGCACCGAGAGAGACGACCAGGGCAGCAAGGUCAACGACUUCUUUCAGCAGUUCGACAACCUCUACAACGAGAUGAGGUGGCAGAAGAAGAUUCGCAGAAACAAGGCUCUGUUCUGGUUCUCGCGACACAUUUCCCUCUGGGGCAGCAUCUCCUUCUACCUGGCCUGCCUGCUCAACAUCGCCGUGGCUGUUUUUUACCCCUUUGGUGACGAUGAAGACGAGGGAACCUUGUCUCCUCUCUGGAAUAUCUUGCUGUGGAUGGCAAUAGGGGUGUUCACCAUCCUCCUUGCCUUGCUCCCCAAACCGUGGGGCAUUCUCUUCUUCCUGGUCUCUCUCAUUCUGCGCUCCAUCUACACCAUGGGCCUACGUCCUGCUCUGCUGCUGCUUGGUGCUACCAAUCUGUUUAACAAGGUCGUGUUUCUCGUGAGCUUCGUGGGUAACCAGGGGACGUUCGCCCGUGGCUACAAGGCAGUGGUCAUGGACAUGCUUUUCAUCUACCAUUUGAGCUAUGCUGUCAUCUGCGUCCUGGGCCUCUUUGUGCACGAGUUCUUUUACAGUUUCUUGCUGUUUGACCUGAUUAUUCGGGAAGAGACCCUACUCAACGUUAUCAAAAGUGUGACGAGGAAUGGCCGCUCCAUCAUUCUGACGGCCGUGCUGGCCAUCUUUCUCGUCUACUUCUUCUCCAUCAUCGGCUUCCUUUUCCUCAAGGACGAUUUCCGCAUGGAGGUAGACCGCCUCCAAGUACCAGAUGAGGAUGAUGGGACGGAGCGGGUGUGUGACACUCUGCUGAUGUGCAUAAUAACGGUGCUGAACCAGGGGCUACGUAAUGGAGGAGGUGUGGGAGACAUUCUCAGGAGACCCUCCAAAGAGGAGCCGUUGUUUGCAGCUCGUGUGGUGUAUGACCUCCUGUUCUUCUUCGUUGUUAUCAUCAUCGUUCUCAACCUCAUCUUUGGUGUCAUCAUUGACACGUUUGCGGACCUGAGGAGUGAGAAACAGAGGAAGGAGGAGAUCCUCAAAACUACCUGCUUCAUUUGCGGGUUGGAGAGGGACAAGUUUGACAACAAGACGGUGUCCUUCGAGGAACAUAUUCAGAGCGAACACAGCAUGUGGCACUACCUUUACUUCCUGGUCCUCGUGAGAGUGAAGGAUCCGACUGAGUACACCGGCCCUGAGAGCUAUGUGGCCCAGAUGAUCAAGGAGAAGAACUUGGACUGGUUCCCCCGUAUGAGAGCCAUGUCUCUGGUGAGCAGCGAGGGGGACGGCGAGCAGAACGAGAUGCGCUCUCUGCAGGAGAAACUGGACAACACCGUCACUCUGGUGGCCCAGCUCUCUGGCCAGCUGGCUGAGCUGAAGGAACAGAUGACGGAGCAGAGGAAGAAUAAACAGAGGCUUGGAUUCUUGGGUCCUCCUCAGGCCAACCACCACAUCCCAGCCCACUGAAGGACUCGGGGCGAGGGCCCCUGCCCACAGGGACCAGCACUGCAGGCUCACAACGGCUACUACACAGAAUCAGUACUCAAGCAGAGGGCAUCAACUCACAUUUAGUGAUGACAGUUUGCAAAGAGCCUGCAGAGUUGAACACGCAUGCAGAGUCCAGCAGGGCCUUUCCUUAAAGACCAACAGUGUCUUGAAGACGAAAACAACACUUCACAUUGGAGGGACUCUCAAAAGUAUGACCAGUGUACUUUAAGAUGGUAGUUGUUAUUUUUUAACUAUCCAUCGCUGUGAAUGGUUUGCUUGGCACAGCACACACUUGCCAAUGUAGUGUUAGUGUAGCAAACAGGCCGAGGAAAAUGUUAAGUUAAGGUUAAUGGGUAUUUGUUGUCAGUCAAUGGAAGCCUCGUCAGUCUGAUGCGUUGCAUUCUAGCUACGGGAUGAGGAGUCAGGACGCUGCUCUCUUGCUCAGCUGAUUGGCUGGAAGGGAAGUGUGUGUACACGCUUGUCAAGUGUUCCCCUGGCCUUUUAGAUUUCUAUUCGUUUUUUUGUGUGAAAAAAGGAGGGCAUAACUUGAGUAUUAUUUCAUUAUGGAAAUGGAUUUUUUUAUAUCUUGCUGCCUUAUUUGUAAACUUUAAGAUAAAAUGCAAUUAGUGAUGGUGCACCUUUUAAAAAAAUGUAAAAAUAUUAAAAGUUAUACGCAAACAGAGGCAUUGAUUGGUCUGGACAUUAUUUUGUGCGUCUGCACAAUAUCCUUUUAGAGAAUGCAUCCGCUGCACCAUUUUAUAUGCCUUUUCUGAGGAGCUGUACAAAGUAUAUCAAUAACAGAUAUAUGUGUAAAGAUAAUCUGAUUACCUGUAUGGAAUUUACUUGAAAGGCCUUUGGGUCUAAACUCUGUAUGUGUAGAGAUGACCUAAAAUGACCUGGUUACUUUUUACAAAAAACUUUUUUCGUUACAGUGUAUAAGAUUGUAUUGCUUACAGAGAUACCAGUUACCAGUCUUCAUCUUCCACUGUCUCUGUUUUUGACAGUCGCUUUUUAAUUUACAAACCCAUUACAGUGAUUUGUCUCUUAGACUGCAGUUAGUUGUUAAUCUGAAAGCGCGUUUUAAUCUUGCACAAUCUCAUGGCCAAUUAGGAGUGUCUGCGCUCAGUGAGAGCCGUUCUUCACACACUGUUAGGAAAAACAAGUGUAUAGAUGGCUCAUUUUAUGUUGCCAGAUGUUGCA
Lampris incognitus (smalleye Pacific opah) is the source of this 9231-nucleotide messenger RNA. RefSeq names its product inositol 1,4,5-trisphosphate receptor, type 2 (gene itpr2). Gene Ontology annotation, biological process: calcium ion transmembrane transport. The record is from RefSeq and is a predicted model, not a curated record. NCBI's taxonomy places the organism in Eukaryota, Metazoa, Chordata, Actinopteri, Lampriformes, Lampridae. Gene Ontology annotation, molecular function: inositol 1,4,5 trisphosphate binding; inositol 1,4,5-trisphosphate-gated calcium channel activity. The transcript has 56 exons. Gene Ontology annotation, cellular component: membrane; endoplasmic reticulum. Bases 1 to 8010 code for a protein of 2669 amino acids.